GCAGAGUACAUGGGAGUUCACCCAACAUUUCACGUGCAGUUUGUGUUGUUGCAUUUGUAGUUAGCGUUUGUUUUCGUGUCAAAGUUAGUAACUCAGGAAUAUAAAUGACGUUCAAUUAUGCAAGGGUGAACUCACGUAUCAUGAAUAUUGUGCAAUGUCGUUCAAUACUUGGAGGUUUAAACAACCUGCAUCUGCCUUUAAAGAGAUGUUUAUCAUUUAAUGGUUGGUCCAAAGACACGAACAGCACAAUGACAAAAGUUGAAACUGACGCCGAGCGCAUCGUCGGUUUCCCAACCUCGUUCCUCAGUCUACGAGCUCUACUGAGCGAUGAACUAAGUGCGGUUGCUUUGCAUUUGAGGAAACUUGUGAGGACAAAACAUCCGCUGCUUAAAACUGCAAGAGGAAUUCUCUUCGAUUCGAAACACAAUGUUCAAACACGAGGUCUCAUCGUUUUACUUUUUGCCAAAUCGAUUGCACAACACAAGAGUGCAAGUUUGAACUUAAAUGAGAUUUAUAAUAGCCAAAGAACCUUAGCAGAGUUGACAGAGUUGAUCCACACAGCGUUCCUGGUUCAUCGUGGAUUGACAGGCGUUGAUACUUUGAUGAAACAAGAUUCAAACAACUCGCGAUCCGAAAUGGAGUUGGGAAACAAAAUGGCGGUUCUUAGUGGAGACUUCCUACUCGCUAAUGCUUGUGUUGCGUUGUCAGAACUUAGGAACUCAAAAGUGGUCAACAUGAUGUCAUCAUCCAUAGCAGAUAUGUCGCACGGGUUCUUCAUUCUUCCCGAGUCCGGUGAUUCUCCCGAUCCAACAUCCUUAUCCAUCCUCCCAACAUCCAGGAAAGAUUGGGAGGACGCCAUCUUCCUCUCACAGGGAAGUUUGAUCUCUAAUGCUUGUCUAUCAGCAGUUGAACUGGCCAAUCAAAAUGGAGAAUUUGCAGAAUGUGCUUCAAGUUUCGGGAAAAAUCUUAUUCUUGCUCAACAAGCAAGGGCGGACAUGCAGAGAAUAACUUGUAUCAACAAUAACACCAACAACAAUGGAAAUUUCAACCAUUAUUCGACGGAACUUUCCGCUCUACCUGUUGUUUUGUUGGCCAACAAACACGGAGGUUCUGAUUGGUUAAAAAACUUUGUUUAUGUUGAUGAUGUCACAAAUAUGUCAUUGGUGAUGAAACAAAAGUUGUCAUCAGAAGUUUCGAAACAAAACUCUGUUCUUGAAGAAUGUGAAGAAAUAUGCCGACAUCAUCGUGACUCUGCAUUAUCUGCGCUGAAUGUAUUACCACCGGGAGAGGCUAGAGAGUCGCUUAAAUUAUUAACGAAGACAUUUACAGCUUCGUAAUGAAUUGUUGCUAGGAAAUAAAGAUUAUUUGAUCAUAUUUAGAUUAAUUAUAAGUUUCGUGAAGUGACUUGUGUUAUUAAUGUUCGUUUUCAUAGAAACAGCAUUUUUAUCAAACUCGCAGAUAUUUGUCAUAUUUUAAACUAUGUUCUCGCAAAAUUCAAAUUUUGUUUUUACAUUUUUAGA
Ciona intestinalis (vase tunicate) is the source of this 1520-nucleotide messenger RNA. The record is from RefSeq and is a predicted model, not a curated record. Lineage: Eukaryota; Metazoa; Chordata; Ascidiacea; Phlebobranchia; Cionidae.